AUGCGGGUUCGAGUCCUACUUGGGCAAAGGUUUUGCCCAUAUUUCAACAUCUUUGUGAAAGCAAAUUCCCAUCGAGUCGGGUACAUAUCUUCUAUGAUAACGACGGUAAUAAGAAGAAAAAGGAUGAUGAUUGUCACUUCUCUACCGUAA
Messenger RNA from Ostertagia ostertagi, 150 nucleotides. NCBI's taxonomy places the organism in Eukaryota, Metazoa, Nematoda, Chromadorea, Rhabditida, Trichostrongylidae. The record is from the annotation of a GenBank genome assembly.